Molecule: messenger RNA, 3114 nt
Organism: Leptinotarsa decemlineata (Colorado potato beetle)
Lineage: Eukaryota; Metazoa; Arthropoda; Insecta; Coleoptera; Chrysomelidae
Source: RefSeq, a predicted model, not a curated record
CACAAGGUUAUAUCUAUUCAGGCAUCACGCAUCAUCAUCCCAUAAACUAAUUCAUAGUGAUUUUGUGAUCAGUGGAAGUGAGUUGUAACAAUGUCAGUGCUACUAAGUGAGGAACAGAAAACUAUUAUUGACUCCGUGGCCAGAAAAAAUGGCUUCACGGAUGAUUUUGAAGUAUCUGCGUGUGCCGGUACAGUGAAAGGGGAUAAUUAUUUAGGGGUUAUAACGAGAGUGACUAUUAAAAAUGAUGCUCGCAAACUGGAAGUCAUUCUUAAAUCGGCAUCAACCAGUGAGGCUCUCAGAAAAGCUGUUUCAAUUCACAAUGUGUUCUGCAGAGAAAUAUAUAUUUACGAGAAGAUAUUCGGGGAGUUCAAGAAAUUCCAGGAUAAUUACAUCAUUUCGAAUCCAUUUUCUGGACACGCCAAAUUAUAUGAGACCUCUCUCAAGGAUGGACACGAAUGUUUGGUGAUGGAAAACAUUGUGGAAAAUGGAUAUAAACUCUGGAAUAGGCAGAUUCCGAUGACCCCCGAACAUAUCAAAGCAGUUUUCGUGGAAUACGCUAAAUUCCACGCGGUUUCAUUAGCAAUGAAGCACAAAAAUCCGGAUCUUUUUGAGGAUCUAACUAGUGGGAUUGAAGAACAUGUUUUUGAAGCAGAUAUGGACGAUCAGGUGAAAUUUCAGUCAUUCAUAGAUGCAGUUAUUAAUAACGGGUCCAAAGCUCUCGAAGGAGUACCAGAUUUGUUGGACGUAUUGAAGAGGCUGGGAACGUCUCUACCUGAAUAUUUCAAGAAUGAAAUGAAGGACCCGAAGUGGAAUUUAGUGGUCAACCACGGAGAUUGCUGGUGCAAUAAUCUGAUGUUCAAGUAUGAGACACCAGAAAACUUCUCGAAAAUCUCUAAGGUCUGCAUCUUGGAUUGGCAAUUAUCAAAAUUUGGAUCACCUGCCGCUGACCUAACCUACUUUUUCUUCGCCCACAGUCCAAAGGAAGUUCUUUACGACUAUCAAAAAUACUUGAAAUUGUAUCAUGACACCGUCUGCCAGAAUUUGAAAGAAUUUUCCUGUGAUCCUGAAGAAAUUUUUCCUUACAGUCUCUUAGAGGAGCACUGGAUACAUUUCAUCAAAUUCGGAGUGUAUAUGGCUAUGAUGAUAUUGAAAAUUAUGUACUGUGAUUCUGAUGAAGCACCUGAUUUAGCGGCGACAACUGAAGCUGGGAAUGAUGUUAUGUCAUCUUUCUCAUUCGAGUCCAGAAAUGCUGAUGGAUAUAAUGAAAGAGUCUCAACUUUGAUAAGGUUUUUGGUUGAUACUGGUUUGUUAUCAUAAUAUGUUGUUAGAACAUGAAUAAUUAGAUUGAUAUAGAUAGAUAUUUAAUUUCCACAGAGUUCACGUGAACAUGUGUGAUCAAUACGGAUCUGUUUGAGAAACUCAUCAUAUUUCGAAUGCAUAAAGCAAUCAAAAAAAAAUGUUUUGAUGAAAUAAUGUGAUAAUUACAAUAUCGCACAACUUUUCAACUUUUCGUAGAAAUUAAUUCCUCAAUACUGUAUGUUCCUCAGAGAAUAUACUAUACAGAUCCCUGCCCAAAAUCCCAUUAUUUUUCUAAUGGUGUCAAUACAUUGUAAAUUCAUUUUGUUUGUAUUAUUAGCGAAGAUGCAACUCAGUGCCCUCUUGGCAUCGUCUUUGUUUUUUCCUUUGUCGAUGCAUUGGCCGUGCUGCGCGUUGAGAUCCAACUAUUACUAACGAAGAUAGGACUCUUUUCUUUGUCAAUGAAUUCAACAUUUCUUUUCCUUCUAUUUGACGUGCAAGUAAGUGACGAUCGAUUGUUAUUAGCAGAGAUACAGCUUAGUACUUAGCAUCACCUAUUUCUUUAUUUUUUUCGGCAAUAAAUUCAACAUUUUUUUUCUUUCAUUAGAUGCUCUACACGUUGGAAUACAACUAUUAUUAACAAAGAUGAGGCUUAGUGUCAUUCUGACAUGACAGCUGUCGGUAUAAAUACCUACUCCAAAGCCCAAUUAUUAUUAUCAAAAUCAGAAUCUAGUCUCCACAUAAUAUAUAAUAAAUUUAUUUGUAUGUCAGAAACUUGAAAACAGUGGAGUUCAAUGGCAAUUAGACGUGUUUCGAGAGAAGUGAGCCACCCAUCUUCAGUAAAACAAGGAACAGUUUGAAAAAAUUAUGUAAAUUAACAAUAGUUUGAAACAAUUGAAGAAUAACGAAGUCGUUAGGGGUAAUUUGACACGAAAGCUCUUUCUUUAGCUUAUGGUUAUAUCCAACAUGGUUGGGUAGAAUAUUUAUGAUAAUUAGUAACAUCAAAAUUUGUGAAAAAUGUUCAGGUGUAAAUUGUCUGCAUUAUGUAUAUUGUCUGACUGUCUAAAAUAAUUUUUUAUAUUAUUGUAAUUAUUUCCAUUUUUUUAUUCACAAAAAAUUAAUGUUUGAGAAGAGAUGAAAUGAUUGAUAAGCUCUGGAGAAAAUUGUGUUCAAAGUAUUCGAUUGAUGUAUUUUCAGAAUCGAUAAUGAAGAAAGUAAACAAAGCGACGUUAUUAGUAUUACGUGUCUGAAGUAAUAUUGAGCAACAACGAUUACAUAAUUGUAAAUAUUAUUUCGAAAUCUCACUCAUGAUUACAUUUCAUUGAAAUAAUAUCAAUAAUUGUUUUGCUUGUAAAAAUAAAUAACACAGAAUAAAAUUUUUGUUAUACAUAUAUUAGGUAUGAUCUAUAACACUGCUUGUUUAUUUCCAUAUGUGAGUUAUUUCCAUAACUAGUUAGUAUUAUUUCAAAUUUACGUCCUGUACUCAUUGUUAUUAUUUCAAAUAUAUUCGGUAUUAAUGUCUUGGAAUCUGUGUUUUUUCCAUAAUAACAGUUAUUCACCAUUUUCACGGAUCGUCAACAUCCGACAUAUCACCAGCUCAAAUUUCAUGACUGAGGGUCGUGUUACAUGUAAUACAAUAAAUGAUACACUCAUCACAAAAAAGUUAAAACUACAUCAUUAAAAAUAAAUCAGUAUCCACAAAGUCCAAACCAAACCAUCAAUUCAUUUGAAGUGACUUGCAAAUCAAACAUUUCAUGUUAUGAAUUCAAACUUACAUGUACAUUUAUAAAUAUACAAAAAUAUAUUUAUUCAAUCAUU